AUGCUGGCUCGCUCCCUCCGCUCGCUCGCUCCUCGCCUGUACUCGCUUCCCAACAACAAGCAAGCCCAGGCCCAGGCCCUGGUGAUUUGCAUCAUCACCGCCGAGCUGCUCUCGGAUUUCCGCACGCCCACCGCGCCCUACCGGCCCAGAAGGGGGAGAAGGGGCUCCAUCCAGCCUCAAACAGCCAAUCUCAGGGCCCGGCUGCUGUGCCGAUCAGACCUGUGGUCCAUUGGCCUCAGCCCUAUCCGAUCUCAUCCAUUCCACCACCUCGCCGUCUAUUCCGUAUCCAUCUCGCUCUGCCUCGGACGUCAGCAGGUGCCAGGCCGCGGAUACGGCACGGUACGGUACGGUACGGUGCCGCAGCCCUACACGGGACUGACGGCCAGCAGAUACGACGAGACUGCGACGGCCGCCGUAUCCACCGUAUUCACACUCACACACGGCGCCGCAUCGCACGGCACCGCACUUGAUCCCUCGUCCCCUGGGAACUACACAUACCCAGCUCCUCCUGGUGUAUCGCCCGCAGCUUCUGGCACUUCCCAUCCAACACCCAUCGCCACCCCUGCCACCUCGCCCAGUGCUCCUUCGACAACAGGCGGGAGCACUGUCGGCGCCGGUUCCAGCGUGACGCCCAGCGGCCAUGCCGCCAACACCAGCCUCUACCAGUGUGCCGACUGUCUGAAGCGAUACUCACGCCCCGAGCAUCUCCAGAGACACAUCGCCACUCACACCCUGGGAAAGCGCUUUAUUUGUGACGUAUGCGGGAAGGCUUUUGGGCGUGCUGACCUCCUCAAGAGACACCGAGCCAACCACGACGAUGAUGGCAAUGGCACCAAGAGGAGGCGCAUCAACUCGUCUCCCGGCGCCGGCCGUGUCGCCCACGCCUGUCAGGCCUGUGCAAAGGCUCGCGUCAAGUGCGAAGAGUCUAAGCCAUGCACGAGGUGUCGCAACCGCAACUUGACCUGCGAAUAUGCCUCUUCCGAGGCAGGCUCAGCCGCGGCGAUGCAUCUGUUGCAUCUCUCCGCGAACGCGCACUCCUCCGGCGCAACCACGCCCACUUCCUCUGCGCCCAUGGCUCCAGCCGUCCACGGCGCAGUUCCCACCUCGCAUCACUUGGGGUCGAGGUCGUUGCGCUCCAAUGCGGCUGAGGCUAUGCAUACACCUGGGCUCCACAACCCUGCCGCGCCUGCGAUGACGAAUCUUGUCCACGCCCAGGCGACCGGUAGCAGCCCUUCCAUCCUGGCCAACAAUCCACCAAUCAACGGCGAGGCCGCUCAGCUACCCACCCCUGAGAACAUGAUGGACCAAAACAAUCCAGACAGCUACGGGGCAUCAUAUCACUCUAAUCAAAACAUGGUGGAUAUGAACAGACUGCCCUUCUCAGAUUUCCUGCGAGACGUUCUCUAUGACCAGCAACAGCAAAUGGACUCCCAAAAAAUGGCUGAGGCGCAAGGCCUUGCUGUACUGGACUUCUGCGACGACGCCAACCUAGAGAUGAACGACCUUGACUUUGGCAUGCUGGACAACUGGAACAUCGGCAACGUUCACGGCAUGCUUGCCACGGAUCCAAAUUUGGCCAACUAUGUUUCCAACCAACCCGAGGACACCGCGGAUAUGUCUCGGAUGCGCCAACGUCUAGUCAAGAUAUGGACGAAUUCACCCUGGCGGUGGAUGCCUGACGGGCACAAGGACAAUAUCCACAACCAGAAGAGUGGUCUCCCAUUAGCCGACAUAAGCACCACGCAACUAAAGCCCGACAGGAUCAUCCAUGACAAAUUGGACUCGUCUGGACGCGACAAGAUCCUUGCCAUCGUUUUGAGUACUUGCCAGAACAAUGUCAUGCUGAGCCGCGUGGCGUCGUCGUUUCCCUCGACUGAUGUGAUGGACUCCCUAGUUCACAUAUUCUUAGCGUGGCACUUAUGUCAAGUGUCAGAGUUCAUACAUUUUGGAACAUUCGCGUUGAAUGCACAAUGCCCUGAAUGGACGGCAGUUGCUGCAUCAGCGGGUGGUAUCUUGACAUCUGUGCAAUCUCUUCGAAAGUUUGGGUUUGCUUUGCAAGAGGCAGUCCGCGUUACUAUUCCCAACAGAUUCGAGGACAACAACUCCAAAGUUCAGGAUCAAAGUUUAGUUCAAGCCCUUGUCUUGGGUCAUGAUAUUGGAUUAUGGAGCGGCAAUAGGAGGCGCAUGGAGAUAGCCGAAUGCCGGGCAGAGGCAGUUUUCAAAGGUCGUCAUAUCCGCCACUCCAUGUCGACCCUGCAGAUGACGGGGCCGUUUUGGAAGAAAAGUGGAAGACAUGGUGUCACCGAGAGUCUUGGAAAAGAACUGACGUUGCCGCUCCCUGAGGCGCGGGAGCUCUGGUUUGCGAAAACCGCGCGGGAGUGGAAGAUGCAUUAUCUAGAGAGAAACGCCGGCCAAGAUAGGAGGCCACCUUCACUUGGGGACCUCUUCCGCGACAUCAACCUCCUAGCGACUGAGCAUCACCGCUUGGAUGUUCAAUAUGCUGUCUCCAUCUACCUCCACGGCUUCUGGUCUCUUAUCCGGGAGUACCGGCAAAUGAACGCCAUCUAUCGGUGGUCUGCAUUCUCUCCAACCACUGCAGGUAACCCAAAUGUUCUGCUCCAGUCGCGUCACCAAGAGCUUGUCAAGUCUCUCGAGCAGUUCCAAGCCACUGCCCUACAGAGCUGGCCACAUAUGCUCAGUGCGCAGGAGAAAGUCGUGCUUAACCUCCUUUUUGUAAACCUGCACGUGAGCUUGGAGGACCUGCAGCUAUUCUCCGGCAAGGAGGGCGAUGACCAAGCCAAGCGGAUCUACCCCUCCCUGCAGCGAUGGGCACAGGAUGCCGAGGCCCGCCGUGCUCUGUGGCAUGCGGGCCAGAUUCUCAGGUGGGCGAAGGAGUUCCCUCCUGGCCACCUGAAGGACUUCUACGCGGUCGCGGUGCACCAUGCCGCCCUGGCGAUAUGGACCUGGGGCGUGCUGACCCGCGCAAUCAGGCGGACUACCGGGUUGCAGCCGGGCUUCAACCACAACGAGCCACUCAUAUACCUUGAUGGGCCCGAGAUGAGCGAGACCGCCCAGUUCACGUCGUACGGGACUGGCAGGCCUGCCAUCCGUGGACCCGUGAAGAAGGGCCAGGGCGGUGGCCGGGAUAGCGCUGGGGGCGGCAGUGGGACGGCAGAGAGCCUCCUCGAGGAGCCCAAGCCCACCAUGGCCAUCGUCGAGGAUGUGUUCCGGACGAAUUACCUGAAUGGCCCAGUCGCCCCUAUUGUCGAGAAUCUGAUUCACCUUAUCAAGCAGCUUGGCAAUGCAGCUUGGGCUGUUGGCCUGGGCUAG
Molecule: messenger RNA, 3330 nt
Organism: Diaporthe amygdali
Lineage: Eukaryota; Fungi; Ascomycota; Sordariomycetes; Diaporthales; Diaporthaceae
Exons: 8
Coding region: 1-3330 (1109 amino acids)
Biological process (GO): regulation of DNA-templated transcription
Molecular function (GO): zinc ion binding; DNA-binding transcription factor activity, RNA polymerase II-specific
Source: RefSeq, a predicted model, not a curated record